Messenger RNA from Megalobrama amblycephala (Wuchang bream), 1795 nucleotides. It is a transcript of the gene pard6ga, whose product is annotated as par-6 family cell polarity regulator gamma a. The transcript has 3 exons. Gene Ontology annotation, biological process: regulation of cellular localization; establishment or maintenance of cell polarity; centrosome cycle. Gene Ontology annotation, cellular component: nucleus; apical plasma membrane; cell cortex. Lineage: Eukaryota; Metazoa; Chordata; Actinopteri; Cypriniformes; Xenocyprididae. The coding region runs from base 281 to 1522 and encodes 413 amino acids. Gene Ontology annotation, molecular function: protein kinase C binding. The record is from RefSeq and is a predicted model, not a curated record.
UCACAUACAUGUCUGAAUAAUUUUUGGUUUGACUUUAUAAAUAUAUAAAUAUAUAUGGUUAGAAUAUAAAUAAAAAAUAUAUGUAUUUAUUCUUCACCACUUUUGUGGACUACUUAGAAUUGAAAAUGAUGCCGUUGUUUCCAUGUUGUAUCGUCUUUUGCCAAGACAUUCAUCCUGCUUUACGCGUUUUCCGUGAUGCGAACACGUAUUUUGUCACGCUGAGCUAAACAAAACCUGAGUGGUUUUCGAAUAGUGGGGCAGUUACCGCUCAUCGGACACCAUGAACCGGGCACUUCGAAAGUCUCAGUCUCUGCGCAGCUGUUCGGUCCUCGAGGUGAAAAGUAAAUUUGGUGCAGAAUUCAGGAGGUUUUCCCUGGAUCGCUGGGAGCCUGGCAGGUAUAAAGACUUCUACAGGCUUAUUGUGCGUUUGCAUCACCUAUGGCAAAUGGAUGUCCUAAUCGGCUAUGCGGAUGUCCAAGGAGAGCUGUUGCCUAUCAAUAAUGAUGACAACUUUUGCAAAGCUGUGACCUCCACACAAUCUUUACUGCGUAUCUUCAUUCAGCUACAAGAGGAAGCUGAUCAGGAUAACGCAGGUGCUGAUGAUGCAACAAAGCGAAAGAAACCUGUCAGCCACAGAAAACCAACCUUUCAGAUCAGCAUGCCACAGAACUUCCGUCCUGUUUCUUCCAUCAUUGACGUGGACAUCAUACCAGAAUGCCACCGAAGAGUGCGUCUGUAUCGCCAGGGCUCGGACAGACCUCUGGGCUUUUACAUUCGUGAUGGUACUACAGUCAGGGUUACUCCUUACGGUCUGGAAAAGGUUCCAGGAAUCUUUAUUUCCCGCAUAGUACCUGGUGGACUGGCGGCGUGCACGGGACUGCUAGCCAUUAAUGAUCAGGUCCUGGAAGUGAAUGGUAUUGAUGUUAUGGGGAAGACUUUGGAUCAGGUAACCGACAUGAUGAUUGCCAACAGCCACAACCUCAUCAUCACAGUGAAACCUGCAAACCAGCAUAACAACAUAAGGCGGAAAAGCUGCAGUUCCUCAAGCUCGGGACACUAUUUUGAUAGUAUGGACUCUGUAAGCUACCCAGGGUUACCUAUGAUAAUGAAAGCUUAUGGUUUAGGUACUGGCUCUGAGAGCGAAGAGGAUGCAGACGUGGUUGUCGAGAGCCCCAUCAAACACCUGUCCCGGCAGUUUGGUGCUUCAACCGCCUCUCGUUCUUCUCAGCCACAUGUUAAUACUUCCUACAGGCCCCAAGUUUCUGCCAGACGGCCUGACUCGCUCAUUUCAGCCGCGUCCUAUCACUCUCAGCCUUGCCUGACCUAUACAGCUCACACUGACCACAGACUCCCUCUUCACAGGAAUCUGAGAGCCAAGCAGCAUUAUGGGUUUAAUCCGGCCAUCAGACAGGAAAGCUACAGUACCCAUGACAUUCUAAACACGUGGCAUGUUGAUCUGAGUCGCCAUUUACUGUUGCCCCAGGGGGCAAUGGAGGAAGAUGGAAUUGUUGUGAUUUUAUAAAAGAUAAACCUUCUGAAAUGACACCACCCAUUUUAAACUUUGAAAUGACUUUGUGUACAUAGAAUUCUUUUGCAUGUCAUGUGCAUGCAUUACUUGCAGGUCUUGCAAGUUUUUACUGAUAGCUUUUAAGGUUACUAUAGAUUCUAUAUGUCAAAGUAUAGUUUUUGUUAUACAUCAUAAAAAAUGUUUUUAAAAAACGUAUAAUUCACCAUAAAAAUGAAAAUUCUGUCAUCUUGGACUCACCUUUAUGUCUUUCCAAACCUGUAUGAUUUU